CGUCAGCUUAAAGCGUUAAAUGUAAAUGCGAAAGCCUCUGUGGAGACUCGGAAGAAGGGAUUAAUACCCGCAACGCUGGGCUGUUAAAACUGCAUUAGACCUGGAUCCUCGUCGCCAGCUGCACAUCGCCCGUGGCCAGAUCACAAUUUCGUGAAAAAGAAAAUCUGCACAGAUGCAUCCCCAUCAGCGCGCGUUAUCGACUGAAAAUGACAUUUUCCUUUAAGAUGAUGUAAGGCAUUACUUCACGGGACGUUUUUUUCCCCCUCUCCCUCCUGCACAGCUUGGAGCAACAUUAUCUUAAACCUUCUGCCAGUCCAGUCGUUUCCGCACUCAGCAGUUUAGAGAGAUGGGAGCGCGCAGGAGUACCGCUUCCAUCCUCCUCUCCGAGAGCAUCCUCUGAGUAUGUCUCAGUAUCCCAGUAGUCAGGAGCGACGCUGAGUUGCAGGAUGAAAGAGGGGCUUGCGCAUUUUUUUAUUUUAUUUUAUUUUUUUAGUUUAUCUAGGGCUUAUGUGGUUGAACUAGGAGCAAGAUGCAAAAAGGUCGAGUCUCUUCACAGAAAACUUGAUUAGAGAUGCUUUUACUUUUUGUGACGGUGGGAAUUUUUCAGAGUCAAGUGAGGAUUAUAUUUCUUUGAAGUCCCACUGACGACCCAUCACAGUGGAUGUGUGUAACAUGAUGCCGGUUAUGAUAAUCGAUUCCGUUCAAAAAGGAUGCACCGUGGGCAGGCACAUUUACGCACGGGGUUAAAGGAUAUACUGUAGACACACCUUGGGAUUGUUCUGUCAUGAAACACUGGAUGAGAGGACUGCAGCUUGAAUCAAGGCUAUGCUUUGGGUCUGAGCGCAUCGGCACCAUGCAGCUACACCCCACAUCCUGAACUUCUGGGACGUUUGCGCUCCGCGAUCAAGACUCGGAUUUCGUGUAAGAAAAACAAAAUAUGGCAUUGAGCGAAAAUUGCAAAACGCAACCUGCUAAAGAGCAAAGCUCGGUGCAAACCCCUCCGUCGGAUGUGAUUGAGCUCAACGUGGGUGGACAGGUGUAUUACACUCGUCAUGCCACCUUGACAAGCUUUCCAAAUUCCUUACUUGGGAAGCUGUUCUCUAACAAGAAGGGGUCUUCAAAUGACUUGUCCCGGGACCUCAGAGGGCGAUAUUUUAUUGACAGAGAUGGCUUUCUGUUCCGUUAUAUAUUGGAUUACCUUAGAGACAAGCAAGUUGUCCUCCCUGAUCACUUUCCCGAGAGAGGGAGGUUAAAAAGAGAAGCGGAAUACUUCCAGCUACCAGAUUUGGUCAAACUUUUGUCAUCGGAUGAGUCAAAACUCCUUCCAGACGACUUGUACCACAGUGAUUUCGACGAUGUCUCGCAAGGCAGCGACCAGAGGUUUUACCCCUCUUACUCCUUGGACAGGAGGUAUGGCUAUAUCACGGUGGCUUACAAAGGAGUUUGUGCCGCGGGAGCCAGAGAGAGUCAAACUGAUUCCAAAGGCAAAAAGUUGCCGAGAAUCUUCAUCAGCAGCAGGAUUGGCUUGGCGAAAGAAGUGUUUGGAGACGCCCUGAAUGAGAACAGGGAUACGGACAGACCACCCGAUCGAUACACGUCCAGGUUUUACCUCAAGUUCAGGCACCUGGAGAGAGCUUUUGACAUGCUGUCAGAGAGCGGCUUUCACAUUGUGGCCUGCAAUACGUCCCUGACCGCGUCCUCCAUCGGUCAUUACGCGGAUGACAGGGUUUGGUCCAAUUACGCACAGUACAUCUUCUACCGUGGGCCUUCACGGUGGUCGUCCUCCCACUGUGACUGCUGCUGCAAGAGCCACAAAAGCGAGCGCGAGGGGGAGAGCGGCACCUCCAUCAACGACCUCUCCAGCUCCUGCUCCGAGACCCAGUCGGAGGCCAGCUCCCCUCAAGAGACCGUGAUCUGUGGCCCCGUGAGCCGGCGGCCCAACGUCCAGACGCUGGAUCGCUCCAUGCCCAAGGGGCCGGCUCACAUGAUGCAGCACGGCGAGAUGCGCCGCAAGACAGACGGGCUGCGCGUGAGGACCUUCGGGGUCCGGGAGCGAGAGGCCGCGAAGAGAAAAGCGAACAAGGAGAAGAUGACACCAGAGCAGGAGCUGGAGAAAUGCAUCCAGGACUUCCGUCGCAUUAGGAUUCCUGAUCGCUUUCCGGAGAGGAAGUACAUGUGGCAAUCAGAGCUCCUGAGAAAGUACCGUCUCUAAUUAUGAGUGUGAAGGAGAGGACAGAGAGACAGGCGCGCUGGUAGUGUAGUAUCACGUCGCCGUCAUUCAAGGGAACAACUGCAAUACACUGCACCCUCUAUGGCACAUACUGUACUAGAAAAGUGGCCACUUUCUUGCCAGGAUGAGCACACACAGUACAAGGCAGUGGGAGCCGGUGAUUUGUGACGUAUGCACGGUGUUGUGUAUGAUAACGCACAUGUGUAAAUCAGGUUACUCCUGUUGGGGCUUACAUCGCACACAGACGUGCUAAAGGCAACAAUAUCACUAACAACAAAGCAACCUCAGGGGCAACAGUCAUUUCAGUUCAUCAACCUGUCCCAUACUGUACGUGCAACCGGCCACAAUAGCUGUUUUUUUUUUUUUUUAAAUGGAUGUACCCAGAUGGUGCUGUGAGUUAGCGAACGGCAGUAUCACUAUACUUCACCAAUAACACGUAUACUUACUAGUACGCUUUGAUUGCAGCACUGCAUGUCAUUUCACCUUUAGCAUAAUUAUGCAAUAUUGGACAAAGAAUUCUAUUCACUGUUUGGUGUGAUGGGUUAAAAUGAUGGUGUCAUGACUGAGACUAAACGGGGAAAGCACUGCCUAGAUCUGUUUGCCAUUGUUAAAGUUUUUUUUGUUUUUUGGUUUGUCUAAUGUUGUCAUUAUGUGUUGGAUAGAUGAUGUUGUGUAGCUAGAGUAUAUAAUGCCAAUGGAUAUCGAUCUAAUCCUUGAUUGUACGUGUGCAAAAAAAAAGAAAAAAAGGAAAUAAAUGGGUUAGAAUUGGA
Mugil cephalus (flathead mullet) is the source of this 3000-nucleotide messenger RNA. RefSeq names its product BTB/POZ domain-containing protein KCTD16-like. Lineage: Eukaryota; Metazoa; Chordata; Actinopteri; Mugiliformes; Mugilidae. Gene Ontology annotation, biological process: regulation of G protein-coupled receptor signaling pathway; protein homooligomerization. Bases 938 to 2212 code for a protein of 424 amino acids. The record is from RefSeq and is a predicted model, not a curated record. Gene Ontology annotation, molecular function: protein binding. The transcript is spliced from 2 exons. Gene Ontology annotation, cellular component: postsynaptic membrane; presynaptic membrane.